GGCUGCUGAGAGUCUAGCCAGGACCUUGAGAAGCGGCGGCGGAGGCAUCCGCGGCGUCCACAGAGGCAGCGACAGCGGUCGAGGCGGCGGUCCAACGCGUGCUCUCUGGGCGGGGUGCAGCGGGGGAUGUGCCUGCCCAGGCCGGGCGGAGUCUUUCUGACAGGGCGGGGGAUGUGCGGCGGCCGCUUGCCCGGACCCUGAGGCAGCUGGGCCCACCCUCCCGGAACCGUCCGACCCUCGCUCGCCUCGGCCUCUGCUGACUCCUCCGGCCUGACCCUGGGGCCGAGGGUGGGAGGCAGCUUCCGCCUUAGAGGAGGGGGCUGUGGUGGCCACCGCGGCGGAGCCCGAGGUCUUUUGCCACGAAAAUGGUUUGCACAAUCUUGAACACGUACUAUCCAUGCUGAUGGGAUAGGAUCCAAUAUGAAUAUAAAUGAUGGAGGAAGACGACGCUUUGAAGAUAAUGAGCACACAUUACAUAUAUAUCCUGGGAAAAUUUCAGAAGGGACAAUCUACUGUCCAAUUCCUGCCAGAAAAAAUUCCACAGCUGCUGAGGUGAUUGACUCUCUUAUAAACAAACUUCGUCUUGACAAAACAAAAUGUUACGUUCUAGCAGAGGUAAAGGAAUUUGGUGGAGAAGAAUGGAUACUCAAUCCAACAGACUGUCCAGUUCAACGAAUGAUGUUGUGGCCCCGAAUGGCUCUGGAAAAUCGCGUGAGUGGCGAGGACUACCGCUUUCUUCUGAGAGAAAAAAACCUUGAUGGGUCAAUCCAUUACGGUAGUCUUCAGUCAUGGCUGCAGGUCACAGAAGAACGGCGCAGGAUGAUGGAACGGGGUUUUCUUCCACAGCCCCAGCAGAAAGACUUUGAUGAUUUAUGUAGCUUACCCGAUUUGAAUGAGAAAACUCUCUUAGAAAACCUACGAAGUCGCUUCAAGCAUGAAAAAAUUUAUACCUAUGUUGGCAGUAUUCUCAUAGUUAUUAACCCAUUCAAGUUUCUUCCUAUUUAUAACCCUAUAUAUGUCAAAAUGUAUGAUAACCACCAGUUGGGAAAACUUGAGCCCCACAUUUAUGCUGUGGCUGAUGUGGCUUAUCACGCCAUGCUUCAGCGCAAAAAGAAUCAGUGCAUCGUGAUUUCGGGAGAGAGUGGUUCUGGGAAGACUCAAAGCACAAACUUUCUUAUUCACCACCUUACUGCUCUCAGUCAGAAAGGAUUUGCCAGUGGUGUGGAACAAAUUAUUCUUGGAGCUGGACCAGUACUUGAGGCCUUUGGAAAUGCAAAGACAGCUCAUAAUAACAAUUCAAGUCGUUUUGGCAAGUUUAUUCAAGUAAAUUACCAAGAAACAGGCACUGUACUUGGUGCCUAUGUUGAAAAAUAUCUACUGGAGAAGUCCAGGCUCGUUUAUCAGGAACAUAAUGAACGGAACUAUCAUGUAUUCUAUUACCUCCUGGCAGGAGCAAGUGAAGAAGAGAGAUUAGCAUUCCAUCUUAAACAACCAGAAGAAUAUCAUUAUCUCAAUCAGAUAACAAAGAAACCCCUCAGACAGAGCUGGGAUGAUUAUUGCUAUGACUCUGAGCCGGAUUGCUUCACAGUGGAGGGGGAAGAUUUGAGGCAUGACUUUGAACGCUUACAACUGGCCAUGGAAAUGGUAGGAUUUCUUCCCAAGACACGAAGACAGAUUUUCUCUCUUCUCUCAGCAAUACUACAUUUGGGUAAUAUCUGUUAUAAAAAGAAGACAUACCGGGAUGACUCCAUAGAUAUCUGUAAUCCUGAAGUUCUGCCUAUUGUCUCAGAAUUAUUAGAAUAUUUUAGUCAGAUUAUUGUCAAUUUCACUUGUACUCCUAACCCUUUUCUUUUUUUUUCUUUUCUUCAGGCUGUGACAGUGAGGAACUCCAUGGCCAAGUCUUUAUAUAGUGCCCUAUUUGACUGGAUAGUUUUUCGGAUUAAUCAUGCACUUCUGAAUAGUAAAGAUUUGGAGCAAAAUAGCAAGACUUUGUCCAUUGGUGUUCUUGAUAUUUUUGGGUUUGAAGAUUAUGAAAAUAACAGCUUCGAACAGUUCUGUAUUAAUUUUGCUAAUGAACGUUUACAACACUACUUUAAUCAGCAUAUUUUUAAAUUGGAGCAAGAGGAAUAUAGAACUGAAGGUAUCAGCUGGCACAAUAUAGAUUAUAUCGAUAACACCUGUUGCAUUAAUCUUAUUAGCAAGAAACCAACAGGACUGCUCCAUCUUCUCGAUGAAGAAAGCAACUUUCCACAGGCUACAAAUCAAACAUUGUUAGACAAAUUUAAGCAUCAACAUGAAGAGAAUUCUUACAUUGAAUUUCCAGCUGUGAUGGAGCCUGCUUUCAUCAUAAAGCAUUAUGCCGGGAAAGUAAAGUACGGGGUAAAGGAUUUCCGGGAAAAAAAUACAGAUCAUAUGCGCCCUGACAUUGUAGCGCUUCUGAGAAGUAGCAAGAAUGCAUUUCUCUCUGGGAUGAUUGGAAUUGAUCCUGUUGCUGUUUUCCGAUGGGCAGUUCUCCGAGCUUUUUUCAGAGCCACAGUUGCUUUUAGGGACGCUGGGAAAAGGCACAUUCAGAGAAAAACUGGACAUGAUGAUACAGCGCCAUGUGCAAUUUUGAAAAGUAUGGAUAGUUUUAGCUUUCUCCAACACCCAGUCCACCAGAGGAGCUUAGAGAUUCUGCAGAGGUGCAAGGAAGAGAAGUACAGUAUAACCCGGAAAAAUCCCAGGACUCCUCUUUCUGAUCUCCAGGGCAUGAAUACUCUAAAUGAAAAGCACCAACAUGAUGCAUUUGAUAUUUCCUGGAAUGGCAGAACUGGGAUUCGCCCGAGCAGACUAUCAAGUAGCACCUCCUUGCUUGACAAAGAUGGUAUAUUUGCUAAUUCAGCUAGCAGCAAACUCUUGGAAAGAGCCCAUGGAAUACUCACGAGAAACAAAAACUUGAAAUCCAAGCCUGGCCUUCCAAAGCACUUAUUAGAGGUAAAUUCUUUAAAGCACCUGACAAGACUGACCCUACAGGAUCGCAUUACCAAGUCGCUUCUUCAUUUGCACAAGAAGAAGAAACCUCCCAGCAUCAGUGCCCAGUUUCAGGCCUCAUUAAACAAGCUGAUGGAGACACUCGGUCAGGCAGAACCAUAUUUUGUCAAAUGUAUUCGCUCUAACGCAGAAAAGCUACCUUUGAGGUUCAGUGAUGCCUUGGUGCUUCGACAGCUUCGGUACACCGGGAUGCUGGAGACAGUGCGAAUUCGCCAGUCAGGAUACAGUUGCAAAUACUCUUUCCAGGAUUUUGUGAGCCACUUCCAUGUACUUCUUCCUCGAAAUAUUAUUCCAUCCAAAUUGAACAUUCACAAUUUCUUCAGGAAAAUAAAUCUUAAUCCAAAUAAUUACCAAGUUGGAAAAUCCAUGGUAUUCCUGAAAGAGCAGGAGCGGCAGCACUUGCAGGACCUGCUUCACCAGGAGGUGCUCCGCAGAAUCGUGCUGUUGCAGCGAUGGUUCCGGGCCCUGCUGUGCAGGCAGCACUUUCUCCGCCUGAGACAGGCGUCUGUUAUUAUCCAGCAAUUCUGGAGGAAUUACCAGAAGCGAGUCAGACAUGCAUCUGUGCAGCAGGAUGCUUUGGUUAAGACCAGUGCAGCUACUCUUCUCCAAGCUUCCUGGCGUGCUCAUGUAGAGAGGCAGCGGUAUUGGGAGCUGCGGACUGCAGCCAUCAUCAUUCAGCAGAGAUGGAGGGAGCACUGUAGGCGGAGGCACAUGGCUGCCAUCUGCAUACAGGCAAGAUGGAAAAGCUACAGGGAAAGUAAGAGGUAUCAAGAGCAAAGAAACAAAAUUAUCUUUUUGCAGUCAAUAUGUAGAGGAUUCAGAGCAAGACAAAGAUUUAAAGCUUUAAAAGAACAAAGACUAAAAGAAACAAAACUAGAACUUGGGUUGAUGAAUACUGAGCCCUAUGGAGCUCUGAAAAUUCAGGGUUCAGACCCAUCAGAAUGGGAGGACUGUUCCUUUGACAACAGAGUAAAAGCCAUAGAGGAAUGUAAAUCUGUGGUAGAGAGUAAUCGAAUUAGUUCAGUGGACUGCGUGAAGGACUCCCCAAAAAAGCGACAGGAGAGAGCCAGGAGCCACAGUGGUGUGGACUUGCAGGAAGAUGUGAUUGUAAGAGAGAGACCCAAGUCCUUGGAGGAUCUCCACCAGAAGAAAGUAGGCCGGGCCAAAAGAGAAAGUCGGAGAAUGAGAGAACUAGAACAAGCUAUAUUUAGCUUGGAACUGCUGAAAGUCCGUUCUCUUGGUGGUGUGUCUCCUUCAGAAGAACGUAGGUGGUCUACAGAACUGAUGCCCGAGGGCCUUCAGUCUCUGCAAGGUACACCUGACAGUGAAAGCUCUCAAGGAAGCUUGGAACUUUUGAGCUGUGAGGAAAGCCAAACGAGCAAACGAGAGUCCUUAAUUUUGGGUGAAGGAGACUUGCAGUUUCUGUCCCCUAAGACAUCUAGCAGUCCAAAACCUGAUUCACAGGGCAGUGCCCUCAGUGCCUCACGUGAGACUGACUAUUUACUGAUUCCAAAGGGGGCACCCUCGGACUCAGUGCACUUGAAGAAUGGGACUGCAAAGGAAAACCAGGUCUGCAGCUCUGAAUCUAUUUCAUGUAAGCCGCAGCUGAGAGAUUCCUUUAUUUCAAAUAGCCUGCCUACAUUUUUUUAUAUUCCCCAACAAGACCCACUGAAAACUAAUUCCCGACUAGACACAAGUAUCCAGAGAAACAAACUAACGGAAAGUGAAGAAACCCUUCCAGCUCUUACUUUGGAUAGCAACAGGGAAGCCAGAAAGUAUCAUUUUUCAGGAGAAAAUCAAGGUGUUGCUUCUUUGAAUACAGAUUCUUCUAAUACUGUGCUGAAGAAGUUAGAAAAGCUAAACACUGAGAAGGAAGUAAGGCAAAAGCAGUUGCAGCGGCAGAAUGAAAAAGACAUGAUGGAACAGAUUCGUCAGCAAACAGAUAUUUUAGAGAGGGAGCGUAAAGCCUUCAAGACAAUUGAAAAGCCAAGAAGUGGGGAGUCUUUCACGGUAACAUCUUUCCAUCAAUCAAAGCAAAGAGUAGAGAGGCCAUCCUCUGCCAUCCUGAAUAAAGAACCCAGUGUACCAGGGCCUCCAUCAGUAACUGUAAAAGAUGCAGCUCUUGCUCCAAAAGACAGCCCCUCUGUUCACUUACCCCCAAGAAACCGACCCGUCACCCUGUUCUUUGAAAGAAAAGGAGGCCCAUGCCAGUCUAGUACUGUCAGUGAACUAUCCAAGACAGACAGAAUGCGCACCCAAGCGAAUGUAACCUGUAAACUCUCUAAUAAUCGCAUUUCAAAAAGAGAACAAUUUAGGCCAACUCAGUCUUAUGGCCACACAACUAAUGACUCUUCCAGAGAUGGAACCACUAGGGCCAUUUUCUUCACGCCAAAGGAAAAUAUGAGUAUUUCCCUUGUCAACAAGGAAUCCUUAAACAGUGGAAAUUCUCAACUCCAUAAACAAGAUGAACCAACCUGGAAACCUAUGAAAUUAACGGGGCCGGGCCAAGGACAGACAUCGCAGCGAUUUUCUUCAGUUGACGAAGAAGCAAAGCUUCAUAAGACUAUGUCUCAAGGAGAGAUUACGAAGUUGGCAGUGAGACAGAAGGCUUCAGAUUCGGAUAUAAGGCCUCAGAGAGCUAGGAUGAGAUUCUGGGCCAAAGGGAAACAAGGGGAGAAGAAGACUACCAGAGUGAAACCUGCCACCCAGUCGGAGGCUUCGGCACUCUUUCCUGGUUCAGAUACGAUUCCAACUCAUCCAUUUCCAGAUGAAUCAGCGCAUCUUCACCCAACACCUCCUUUGAGCCCAGAGCUGCCUGGCAGUUGCCAGAAGGAGUUCAAGGAGAACAAGGAGCCUUCCCCAAAGGCAAAGCGCAGGCGCAGUGUGAAGAUCAGCAGCGUGGCCUUGGAGUCCGUUCACCAGCAGAAUGAUUCUGUUCAGAUCAUAGCAAGUGCCAGUGACUUAAAAAGCAUGGAUGAGUUUCUUCUGAAAAAGAUGAACGACCUAGAUAAUGAAGACAGCAAAAAAGACACACUAGUGGAUGUAGUAUUUAAAAAAGCCCUGAAAGAAUUUCGGCAGAAUAUCUUCAGCUUUUAUUCGUCUGCAUUGGCGAUAGAUGAUGGGAAAAGCAUACGGUAUAAAGACCUCUACGCACUAUUUGAGCAGAUUCUGGAAAAGACCAUGAGGCUUGAACAACGUGAUUGGAAUGAAUCUCCAGUCAGAGUUUGGGUCAACACUUUUAAAGUGUUUUUAGAUGAAUAUAUGAACGAAUUUAAGACUUUGGAUUAUAUACCCACAAAGGUGCCAAAAACAGAAAGAAAGAAAAGAAGGAAAAAAGAAACUGAUUUAGUGGAAGAGCACAAUGGUCACAUCUUCAAGGCCACUCAGUACAGCAUUCCUACAUACUGCGAGUAUUGUUCUUCUUUGAUAUGGAUAAUGGACCGAGCCUCUGUUUGCAAAUUAUGCAAGUAUGCUUGCCAUAAGAAGUGCUGUAUGAAAACCACAGCCAAGUGCUCUAAAAAGUAUGAUCCAGAGUUAUCAUCUCGACAAUUUGGGGUUGAAUUGUCCCGUUUGACCAGUGAAGACCGAACUGUUCCUUUAGUGGUGGAAAAGCUCAUAAACUACAUUGAAAUGCAUGGCCUGUACACAGAGGGUAUCUACCGAAAGUCUGGUUCAACUAAUAAAAUCAAGGAGCUUCGACAAGGUCUAGAUACAGAUGCUGAGAAUGUAAACCUGGAUGACUAUAACAUACACGUCAUUGCAAGUGUAUUCAAACAAUGGCUUCGUGAUUUGCCCAAUCCACUCAUGACCUUUGAACUCUACGAGGAAUUUCUUCGAGCUAUGGGUCUUCAGGAGAGGAAGGAGACAAUCCGUGGUGUGUACUCUGUGAUUGAUCAGCUCUCCCGAACGCAUCUCAAUACACUGGAACGCCUCAUCUUUCAUCUGGUCAGGAUUGCUCUGCAAGAAGACACUAAUCGGAUGUCGGCUAAUGCUUUGGCCAUUGUGUUUGCUCCCUGUAUCCUCCGCUGCCCUGACACCACUGACCCACUACAAAGCGUGCAGGACAUCAGUAAGACGACCACCUGUGUGGAGCUGAUUGUUGUGGAACAAAUGAAUAAAUACAAAGCUCGUCUCAAAGACAUCAGUAGCCUGGAAUUUGCUGAGAAUAAGGCCAAGACCAGACUGUCACUGAUUCGCAGAUCAAUGGGAAAGGGGCGUCCUCGUCGUGGAAACUAUCCAGGCCCAUCCUCCCCUGUUGUAGUUCAGUUGCCUUCUGUGUCUGAUGUCCCAGAAGAGACGCUAACUGGUGAGGCGGCCAUGGAGACUGACAUCACAGAGCAACAGCAGGCAGCUAUGCAGCAGGAGGAAAGGGUGCUGACGGAGCAGAUCGAGAGCCUGCAGAAGGAGAAGGAGGAACUAACAUUUGAGAUGCUUGUCCUGGAACCCCGUGCCUCUGAUGAUGAAACGCUUGAGUCUGAGGCCUCCAUUGGGACUGCUGACAGCUCAGAAAAUUUGAACAUUGAGUCUGAAGGUGCCAUCUCUGAGAAAUCAGAGAGAAGCUUAGCCCUUAGCUCCCUGAAGGCAGCUGGCAAGUCUGAACCUUCUAGCAAGUUCCGAAAGCAGCUAAAAAAGCAGCAUGACUCUCUGGAUUCGGUGGACUCUUCAGCCUCUUCUUUAUGUUCAUCUAACACUGCAUCUUCUCACGCGACCAGAAAACGAUUUCAGAUUUAUUCCAAAUCUCCAUUCUACCGAGCUGUCUCAGCUGGUGAGGCCCUGGGAGUGGAAGGGCCGCUGGGCCAGACCAAAUCCGUGGAAGACAGGCCUCAGUUCAUCAGCAGAGGAACCUUCAACCCUGAAAAGGGCAAGCAGAAAUUAAAGAAUGUGAAAAACUCACCUCAGAAAACCAAAGAGACCCCAGAGGGAACCGCCAUGUCUGGCCGCAGGAAAGCUGUGGACCCAGACUGCAGCUCCACCCAACAGCUAACUCUCUUUGGAAAUAAUGAGUUUAUGGUCUGAACUGGCAGAUGUGUGUUCUUUCAUGGCUGCAGAGUGGUGAACACAUCUCAUCUGGGGGCCUCUUCUGAUCACCUUGUCCAUGGUCGUCCAUCCUAGGUGUGGUCCUGCCUCGUGCCCACAGAACUGAGACUUAGUGUGCUGAAUUCGUUGGCCUCCCGCCAAAAUGGAAAGGCCCCUCUAAGCCUGCGGGGGUGGUGCCAGCUGUGCCUUGGCUGCUGUACUGGACUAGAGAUUUCACUAAACAAACCACCGAGGGCCUGGAGCUUUGGGUCAGUGGUGGAGGUCCCCUCUCUGUGGUCGCCUCUUCCAUCCUCUUUUCCCUUCCCAGAGGUGGGUGUGGGCCUGGGGGACCCGCUGAUUUCUGACAUUUGAAGAAAACAUAUAAAUCUUCCUUAACCGUGAAAGCAAAAGCCUUUGGGUUUAUUUUGGGAUAGUUAGGAGCUGGGGUAGAAUAUACUUUUUUUCCAAGGAUUUAUAAACAAAAUGCCUAAGCCCUCUAUUUUAAGAUUUUUGAAAAAACUUCAUGUUAUAUUCUGGGGAAAGUAAAAAAGCAAUUGUUUCCAUUAAGCCAUCAGAGAACGUCUCAGACACCUGGUUACACAUGAAGAAGCGAGUACAUGUUUUGUUUUUUGGUGAUGUUUGAUGUAAUAAUAAUCAGCGCUGGUUUAACUCCUGGUUACUUCCUGCCAAAUA
Hipposideros armiger (great roundleaf bat) is the source of this 8739-nucleotide messenger RNA. It is a transcript of the gene MYO9A, whose product is annotated as myosin IXA. Bases 421 to 8046 code for a protein of 2541 amino acids. Gene Ontology annotation, cellular component: actin filament; axonal growth cone; myosin complex. The record is from RefSeq and is a predicted model, not a curated record. Gene Ontology annotation, molecular function: actin filament binding; microfilament motor activity; ATP binding. The transcript is spliced from 41 exons. Gene Ontology annotation, biological process: establishment of epithelial cell apical/basal polarity; positive regulation of GTPase activity; intracellular signal transduction. NCBI's taxonomy places the organism in Eukaryota, Metazoa, Chordata, Mammalia, Chiroptera, Hipposideridae.